CAAAUUUCGCGCACGCAGGGGGCGCCAUAAUCGAACUACUGGUUGAGCCCGCCACCCGACCCGGUAAUAAUUGAUUUUCUUUUGCGGGUCUGUCGUGAAAACAAAAGACUUGCAAGACCAAUACAGAAAUUGGAAUAUUUGCCUGAUGAACGCUUAAUAGUUCUAAAUUAGUGAUUAACUGAAAACAUCAUUUCGCCUAAAUUGACUAUUUCGGUUUAAUUGUGCCCUGUUUGUUAUGUGCCCUAAUAUUCAAGAAGCCAGGCAGCAGCAGGUCAACUGGCUGUGAAUGAUCCAGAAACGAAUCUCCCUUUGACUAGAGGAUUUGAUUCUGUCAGAUGGGAUAUCCAUAUUGGAAGAGAGAAACCACUAUUUAACCAUCGAAAUGGAGGCCAGUUUUCAGGGAGCAGUGUUUGAUGAGAAUUGGGUAUUUCACCCCUCCAUCCUAGGAGAAGGUUCAUUCGGAGAGGUAAGACUUUUAAUGAACAAAAAUACUCAACAAAAUAUUGCCUGCAAAAUAAUUGAUCAUUCCAAAUGUAAGAAUGCCAAUAUUGACAUUAAGAAAGAAGUCACGAUUCACAAGGUGAUCGAACACGAAAAUAUUAUUAAAUAUUUUGGCAGAAGGCAGGAACCCAACAAGGACUAUAUCUUUAUGGAGUAUGCUGCUGGUGGAGAACUUUUCCAACUGAUAGAACCCGGUGUUGGUAUGAGCGCAUGCUUGGCACAGCAUUAUAUGAAACAGUUACUAUAUGGAUUGAACUAUCUACACCGUAGAGGAAUUGCACAUAGAGACAUUAAACCGGAAAAUUUACUAAUUGGUGUUGGAGCAGUUUUGAAAAUUUGUGAUUUUGGAAUGGCAACUUUCUUUAGACUUAGAGGAAUUGAACGCAAACUUGAAAAAGCAUGCGGAACGAAGCCCUAUAUGGCACCAGAGAUUGGCCCAGGCCAGCCGCCUUAUCAUGCCAAACCAGCAGAUUUAUGGUCUUGUGGUAUUGUCCUUGUAGCUAUGUUAACAGGAGAAUUGCCAUGGUCGCAGGCUGCACCCACGGACGAAUGUUUCACAAUGUGGUGCAACGAUGAGUAUUUAUCAAUUACUCCAUGGUCCGAGCUUGGCAACACAGCCUUAAGUUUAGCUAGGCAAAUAUUGAAUAAAGACUGGCAAAAAAGACUGACUACUAUUCAGAUUCUCAAUCAUCCAUGGAUGAGGUUUAUAUUUGUCGACGAUUCUUCAGCCACAGAAAACAGCAAUCCCUCCCAUCCCCUAUCAUGCUUUCGUUUUAACUCGAUGAGAUUAAUGGAUACUGAAACCAAACACAGACGAGAGCCACCUCAAGUCACUUUAUCGCAACCUGCCAUGACUCCUCGUCCAACUUGUAUCGAUGAAGUGGUCAGAGACAUUAAAAAAGCCAAAAAUACAAAUUCCGGGUGCUUUUCACAGCCGACUAAAAACGACGACGUCAUUAUUUCGUCAUUUACUCGGAGCUCAGUUACAAAGCAUAAUUUCCCCAAUUUGCUCCAGAGAAUGACGAGAUUUUAUGUGAACUGUAAGAAGGAGUUUGCGUUGGAGUAUCUUGGAACGGUUUUGGACGGCUUACAUUGUACUUGGGCUUUAGAUGUGUCAGGAACUGUAACGAUUUCCACAGUAGAUUCUCGGAAAAAUCCAUUAGUUUUCAAAAUCAGCUUUUUGGAAAUGAAUGACAAAGUACUAGCAGACUUUCGCCUAUCCAAAGGCUGUGGUUUAGAAUUUAAAAAGAAAUUUAUCAAGCUUAAAGUUUGCCUAAUAAAUAUUGUCACAGAUUUGGAGAGUACUGCUGUGGUUGAGAAUAAGUCUGGGGAUAUUGAGAAUAAGUCUGAGCCGAUUGAGAAUAAGUCUGAGCCGAUUGAGAAUAAGUCUGAGCCGAUUGAGAAUAAGUCUGAGCCUAUUGAGAAUGAGCCUGGACCUAUUUCUGUCCAUUCUUCUCCUAUCACACAUUUGAGUUUUUAAGAUUUUAUCUUGUUUUUGUUUAAGUAUUUUUAAGUUUAGAGAAAUCUAUUUUUUUGUAAUUUUAAGGUUGUUUAAUUUUUUAACAGCAUGGGUGAUUUUUAAAAAAAAUACCAGCUGAUAGUUUUGUAAUCCUAAAAUUGAGUCUUGUUUUUUCAUUUGCUAAUUUUAAUUUUACAGGACUACUUAUCCAUUUUGAAUUCAUGUAUAAUUUUGUUAUUGUAAAAAGUGUAUAGGGAUUAGCUCAUGUUUAGUGUUAUGGCAAGACGACAUUUUCGAAAGAAUACUCCUAAAGUUGAGUCUUGUCAUAAUUUUUUUUUUCAUUUGAUAAUUUUACAGGACUCCUUAUACAUUUUGAAUUCAUGUAUAAUUUUGUUAUUCUAAGAAGUGAAUAGAGAUUAGCUCAUGUUUAGUGUUAUGGCAAGACGAAAUUUUUGAAAGAAUAAUCCUAAAGUUGAGUCUUGUCAUCAUUUUUUUUUUCCAUUUGAUAAUUUUACAGGACUCCUUAUACAUUUUGAAUUCAUGUAUAAUUUUGUUAUUGUAAAAAAUGUAUAGAGAUGAGCUCAUGUUUAGUGUUAUGGCGAGACGAAAUUUUCGAAAGAAUUUUUGUGACAAUAUUUUAAAUAAUGUAACUACUAAAUGUUGUAUUUAUGAAGAAAGGAAUAAAAUAUUUAUUUUCAUUGUCGACACUUGAAAACCUAGUCGAA
Messenger RNA from Ceutorhynchus assimilis (cabbage seed weevil), 2685 nucleotides. Lineage: Eukaryota; Metazoa; Arthropoda; Insecta; Coleoptera; Curculionidae. The record is from the annotation of a GenBank genome assembly.